This is a messenger RNA of Lutzomyia longipalpis, 1646 nucleotides long. RefSeq names its product retinoblastoma-binding protein 5 homolog (gene Rbbp5). The record is from RefSeq and is a predicted model, not a curated record. Bases 146 to 1594 code for a protein of 482 amino acids. Gene Ontology annotation, cellular component: Set1C/COMPASS complex. Gene Ontology annotation, molecular function: protein binding. Lineage: Eukaryota; Metazoa; Arthropoda; Insecta; Diptera; Psychodidae. The transcript is spliced from 8 exons.
UUGGCGCUGCAAUCGCUAAAAAGUCAACUCUUUGUUAUUGUUGUUCUUUAGUUUCCUGAGUUUCCUGGAUCCUUGCGGUUUUCCUGCGUUUCCUGCACUUCUAAAGGAAAAGGAACAAUAAAUUUCCACAGAGGGUGAAGGAAAAAUGAAUCUGGAACUUCUUGAAUCCUUUGGCCAGAAUUACCCGGAGGAAUUCGACGGGUCCCUGGAUUGCAUCUCACUCGCACUCACGUGUACCUUCAACAGAUACGGAACCCUCCUGGCUGUGGGAUGCAACGACGGGAGGAUUGUCAUUUGGGACUUUCUAACGCGUGGCAUUGCAAAGAUAAUCUCAGCUCAUGUUCAUCCUGUUUGUAGUUUAAGUUGGUCCCGGAGUGGGCACAAGCUUCUUUCAGCCUCAACGGAUAACAAUGUGUGCAUUUGGGACAUCCUUAAUGGGGAUUGCGAGUACAAAUUCCGUUUCCCAUCACCUGUUCUCAAAGUUCAAUUCCAUCCACGUGAUUCAAAUCGCUUCCUUGUCUGCCCAAUGCGCUAUGCAGCUGUUCUCGUGGAAAUUGGUGGAUCACACAAAUUAGUUCCCCUGGAUCAGGAUGGAGAUUUGAACAUAAUUGCCACAUUUGAUCGUCGUGGAGAGUAUCUAUUCACGGGGAAUGGCAAAGGGAAGGUUCUGGUCUUCAAGACGGAAACAAUGGAAAUUGUGGCGACUUUUAAGAUCAUUGUGGGUGCCUCCAGUGUAACAGCAAUCAAGAGUAUUGAAUUUGCACGACGUGGAGAUGCCUUCCUCAUCAAUUCCUCAGACAGAAUCAUCCGGAUCUAUAGUAUUAGGGAUGUGCUUGCGUGUGGGAAGAAUGGGGAACCAGAAGCAGUUCAGAAGCUCCAGGAUUUGGUGAAUAAAACAACGUGGAAGAAGUGCUGCUUCUCCGGGGAUGGUGAGUACAUUUGUGCCGGAAGUGCCCGUCAGCAUGCUUUGUAUGUGUGGGAGAAAUCCGUGGGGAAUCUCGUAAAGAUUCUCCAUGGCACCAAAGGGGAGCUCCUACUGGAUGUUGUUUGGCACCCCGUGCGUCCAAUAAUUGCCAGCAUUAGCUCGGGGCUUGUGUCCAUUUGGGCGCAGAAUCAAGUGGAGAAUUGGUCGGCAUUUGCGCCGGAUUUCAAGGAAUUGGACGAGAAUGUGGAGUACGAGGAGCGAGAGUCUGAGUUUGACAUAACAGAUGAGGAUAAAUCCAUCGAUAUGAGCAAUGAGGCGAAGAUGGAUGAGGAGAUUGAGGUGGAUGUGUGUCGUGUGGAGCAAAUUGCAGCCUUCUGUAGUUCCGACGAGGAGUAUGAUGACUCGAAUUCCCUGCAAUUCCUCCCAAUGGCACCGGAAGUGGAAGAUCCGGAAGAAGGAUGGAAUUCACAGGAAAAUCCACCUCAAGGGGAGAAUGGUGAGAAUGCAGCUCCGAAUGGGAAUCACGUCAACAGGAAGAAGAAAACAAAAACGUACGACAUUCAUUUGGAACAUUCACCUGCAGAUGAACAACAUCCUCUGCUGCAGAAUCGCACCAAGGAGAAGCAGCCCAUUGCCAUGAAGAAGGGCAAUGCCCGAUCACGAAAAUAAAGGAAUUUCUGACAAUAAAAUCGUCAUUUUAUCAUUUUUAUUGUUUCUAAAA